Macrobrachium nipponense is the source of this 4193-nucleotide messenger RNA. RefSeq lists its product as uncharacterized. Gene Ontology annotation, biological process: negative regulation of BMP signaling pathway; nuclear envelope organization. Bases 152 to 2836 code for a protein of 894 amino acids. The transcript has 9 exons. Lineage: Eukaryota; Metazoa; Arthropoda; Malacostraca; Decapoda; Palaemonidae. Gene Ontology annotation, molecular function: chromatin DNA binding. The record is from RefSeq and is a predicted model, not a curated record.
GACGGCACUUAUUAUUAUUAAUUGAUAUAUAUUUUUUCUGUUUUAAUUCUGUAGCGGAUUAGAAAUCGGUGUGGCGCGCGAGUCCGCCGCCGAGUCGGCGUUGCGAGGAGGCGGUCGUCUGGCAACACUGCCUUUGUGAUGGUUCGUAAACAUGGCGUCGCUGAAAUCGCUAACUGACGACGACCUGCGUCAAAAACUGAGACAAUACGGCAUCACGUCGCCUGUCACGGCCACCACGAGAGAUAUUUUGGUGAAGAAAUUAAACCACGCCAUCGCGAACCAGAAAAAGAGUCCCGCGCUGAAUAGAACGGCCGCGAAAUCCGCCAAUAGAAGACUGCACACAUUCAGUUCGGACGAGGACGAAGACGACGAGUCCUCCUCCUCCUCGACCCUCCUCCUCCACCCGAUUUCGGGCCGCCCCAGCAGCCGCUUCUCCAGGAGCCGGAGGGACUCGGCCAAAAGUGGGGCGGAGACCCCCGUCAGUGACAGAAACGGCGCCCCCUCCUCCUCGGGCCUGAACGGGAAUAGUGGUAGUGGUAGUAGUAGUAGUGAUCAUCGCAACAGUGUCCGACGAUUCGCGAGUGUGAGGUCGACCGACCCCGACCUGGACGACCUCCCCUUAGGAAGUGGCCGCAGUCGACCUCACCUCGGGGGUCGUCAGAGUGAAAAAAAUAAUAUCUCGUCGUUGUUGGCGACGAGGAGGUUGGCCGGUUCCUCCUCCGUUCACAGUGAGGAGGUGGAGGAGGAGAAGGAGGACCCCCUGGCCCUAAGAACGAGACUGCCCUCCUCCUCCUUUUACCCGGCGGUGAGUGCCAGGACGGGCAUCAGCCCCAGGGCCAAAAUCCACGACGACUACGACACCGGGUCCGACUCGGAUUUGGCCGACGACGCCGCCGCUGCCGUCGACCUCUCCAAGACAGCCUCCUCCUCCUCCUCCUCCUCCUCGUGUCACGAUAGGGAAAACAGUGCAGUGUCGAACAAUGGCUCGUUCAGUAUCCAAAGUUUUUACAAGAAUCACAAAUCGGGGAUGUCCUCCUCCUCCACCUCCGCCCCUUCCUCCACCUCAACCUCCUCCUCCUCCCCUUCGGACCAUCUAGGUUUAUUAAAGGGCGGUGAUACUAAUUACUUUAGAAAAAGAAAAGUCAGGCACAGUUAUUUGGAGAACGGGAGACGGCACGACGAGGACGAGUGUAGUGAAGAGGGGCGGGACGUCGGCGGAAAGAGUUUUGGUGCGGCCGAGUCCGUCGUGACGCAGACGAGUCCCCCGGGGUCGAACCACGAGGGGAUGAGAGUGGCCAACGGUAGACACCUCGGUGAAAGUAGUAGUUCUCCACUCGAUCACUCGCCCGGUGACGAAAGUACGUGGCAUUACUCCAUCCCCCUUUUACUUUUAGUUCUUUUAGUUGUUUUCUUUGUCGUCGUCGCCACGCUGUACGUUAACAUGCGAAUACCUCUUCUGCCAAUGCUGCAGUCUGUGCCUGCCAUGAUCUACCAAACCAUGGCGACAUUACCUGUGCCUUUCCUCGCUCGAACUAACCUUGAGAAUCAGAGCCAGACUGGAGCUUCGUCACUGCCAACACCUCCGGACGGUAAACCGCCGUCACCCACGCCAGAAAACAGGAUGCCAUUGUGCAGUAAUGGUUCCAAGACUGCAUGUCUAACAGUACAAGAAAUGUCAGCUUUCAAACAAAUAGCAGGUAGACUAGAAGAUGUUGUUUUGCCGAUGUUACAGCAGCAGGAAGGACAGUAUCAGUGUGGAGAGUCAUCUGUCCGGUAUAUUUCUGUACGUGAUAUGCAGUCCCUUCUUCAAGAUGCAAACAUAAUAUCACAGAAUGAGUCAAACGAUGGUGUCAUUGCCUUGGGGAAGUUAGUCGAGAUGAACCGCCAUUGGGGCAUGGAAGCUGUGAAGGAAGGAGAAGCCUUGCUUGGCAUCUCCCUCGUCUCGCCGCCAACCCACAUCUUCUGCCAUAUCAGAACAGCCAUAUAUAAUUUCUUAAACUUAAUAAUCGGUUUGGUCUUAGUUAUUGGGGCUUGUUGGUUAACAUUCACAUAUGUCAAAUACCACAGACGUAAAAAAGAAUUGGAAAAGCAGCAGGUACUUGAAACAGUUGAACAGAUUUUAGAAACCCUGGGUGGUUUAGCCAGACCUGGUGGAAAAGAUUAUGUUGCUGUGAACCAUGUACGUGAUUCUCUUAUUGGACCCAGAGACAGGAAAGCAAAACAGGAUAUUUGGAAGAAGGCUGUGACAUUCAUUGAUAAUUAUGAGUCUAGGAUAAGACGUGAAAUUCAGUCCGUUGGAGGUGAAGAUUGUGAAAUAUGGCGUUGGACAUCAGGAGUGCCAUUUACUCCAAACACAUCUGGCCUGGAUGGGGCAAGUGGCCGCCCGCCUGCCAAGAUGUGGCAGGGUCAGGCUUUUGAGAGCUUGGAGACCACACACAAUCUUCCCAAUGUAUCUCCUACGUCUUGUCUCAAAAUUCGGAAUAUGUUUGACUGUGAUGUUGAAUUCGGUGAGAGUUGGACUUCACGGAUUCAGGAUAGUAUUUUGGAGAAAUGUGAAGGAAUCAGCAUUGUUCAUAUAGCAGUGGAUCGUGGAUCAAGAGAAGGUUGUGUGUACCUUAAAUGUGCCUCACUGUCAGAGGCAGGGAAAGCAUUUAGAGCCCUACAUGGCUGGUGGUAUGAUGGAAAUUUGGUAACUGUGAAGUUCCUGCGCGAUGAGAGAUAUCACCACCGUUUUCCAAACGCUCGCCACGCCACUCGUUGGCUACGACCGUCCAAUAACAAGCGUCUGUCCUUGCAGGUCCCUACCAGGCAGUCAGACAGUGUUGAACAUCCAUAGAAAUGAAAAUGUAUUCCUACACAGGCUUAUAAUAGGUGACGGAAAUUACACGCUACAAACUUAGACGCUAGGAAUGGCAUUUGGGAAUUAGAUGGGUUGCUUCAUAUUUUACAUUGAAUACACAAGAGCAGAGUGAGUUAAAAAAAAUGAGUACACAGUUGACUGCUACGAAGUCGAGAGUUGAUCGUAUGUAUGUGACAAAUAAAGAUUGUGAUAAAAUAAAACUUGGAUAUAUUGACUGGAGUAUAGGUAAGGAUGCCUGGGUUGCUGUGGUACUCUCAUAUGAGGCUAUGAAAUUCACUAAUAAUGAGCCAGAUCGAGUUGUAGUCGGUAAGUACGUCAUUACGUUUGUAAACGGUUGUUUGAUUCUGGAGGAGGAUUCACUUCAGGACGACAAGUCUAGUGGAUGAAACAAAUUGAAAACUUUUUCUGCCUAUGGAUGUUCUAUUCAUCUUCAUUUAAUAUGGGAAUAUUAUAGUGUGUUAUUGUCUUACAGUAUAUCAAAAGAUUUUUACAUAGUAUAUAUAUAUAUAAAUAUAUAUAUAUUUUAUCUUUUUAUUAUUCCCACACUUUGUUGGGGACAUCUAAGAAGAGUUUAUUAUUAGAUUGUGUUUGUAUUCUAAAUGAUGUACAAACAUAUGGAACAAGUGACUUAUUAAAGAAGCGAGGCACUAAUGAAUACAAAACAGUGAAUAAGAAAAAAUUGGCAAUGCUUGAGUCGUUACUUUGUCAGAUGUACAAGAAAUGCAUAUUGAAAGAAAUUUCUGCUGCUUAUAUAACCCAUAACAAAAAAGGGAUUGGUAAUAUACAGGUUGGCCGUUUGUAUGACUUCCGCAUUGUAGGCUGAGCUAUAUGCAAGUUGAUAUACUGCGAGUUAUUGAUGGUAGAUAAGAAAACAUGACUUGGUAGCGCCUUGGUGAGAAUUUAGCAAGAUAUUGUAUUGAAGGAGUGAACAUGGAUUUUGUUGUAUGGUUGGUAUAAGUUAGCAUGAUUGAGAAGAGGACUUGACUGCAGUUAAUAUUAAAUCACACUACAGAUAGCUCAAGCACUUAUUGUUUUCUAUUAUGUUAUACUCACAUCUUACUUGUUUUCUUUUGCUCUCAUCAGUGAAUUCCAGUCCCAAACAAAGUUCACGACCAAGGCUCAUUGUCGGUUCCCUGUCUUCCACUCUCUCAUGCUACCAUACUAAUAGUCUGUCUGUCUCUUUAUGUAUCCUGCCCCUCUCCAUCUGGUUAUUUUCAAUUUCCUUCAGUCCACAUAUUUCAGUGAUUAUUAUUUUACCAAAUAAAAUCUUUUUAUCAGUCAAGUUGAUUAAGGGCAAGGAAUGUAUUGAGAUUUAAUAAACUAUCGGAAGAAU